This is a messenger RNA of Trypanosoma theileri, 4266 nucleotides long. RefSeq lists its product as uncharacterized. Gene Ontology annotation, molecular function: protein binding. The transcript has a single exon. Gene Ontology annotation, biological process: establishment of meiotic spindle localization; spindle organization; mitotic cell cycle. The record is from RefSeq and is a predicted model, not a curated record. NCBI's taxonomy places the organism in Eukaryota, Euglenozoa, Kinetoplastea, Trypanosomatida, Trypanosomatidae. Bases 1 to 4266 code for a protein of 1421 amino acids. Gene Ontology annotation, cellular component: spindle pole.
AUGAAGUCAGUUGUGAGGUCAGCUGAGAGGACUGCUCUUCAAAGACGCUUUGAUGCGCUGCGAACAGUCCCACGCAAUGAACGGCCGGAGGACACUCUGCAUGUCUUUUCUCAGGCAUUGCAGGAACUGCAGGAGAUUGUAAAGGAGGAGGUGCGGGGUUUAAUUGAUGUGAAGGGUCAUUCCACCAUUUAUGGCGUGGAUCCACACGGAGAAGAUCAACGACGGAAAGAAUGGAAUAAAGAGGCCUUUGAACAGAUUCUGCAGUUAUUACAUCGUGCAGAGGCAAUAGGAGAUGAGGUUUGUUCCUAUUGUGUGGAUGAGGAUAUCAUGGGUAGUAGUAUUCGUGAAUCACGAAAACAAAAUAGUAUUAUUCCUUGUUUACAACCACCACUCCUCGUUGCGGAAAUGUUAAUGCUUGUUCAUGAUUCUUAUGUAUUGCUGCGGGAACUUCAUGCAUAUCGUGGAAGAGUUUUCCCAGACUCUUCACUAGAAGAUAAUACUGCAGCAAUAGAGUAUGCGAAAAGUGCGUAUGUACUGGAACGUCGGGUGGCUACUAUUACCCAACAGUUUAGAGAAAAGAAACCCUUACAGGCGUUAUCCACUGUAGAUAAUACAGCAAAUAGAUUAACUGCUAUUGAGAAUGAAUGUAAUAUCUUACAGUUUGCAAGAAGUGAAAUGCAACUUGGAGUUUUAUAUGGUCUUAUUGGACAACAUGAAAUGGCUCUUAUGAAUGCUCGUGCGGCUGUACAACUCCUCACUUCUAUUACCCCAAGUAGAACGAAAUUAUUAUCUGUAUCUGAGAAUGAUAAUCCAAUGGUUAAAGAAGCCCAAAAACUUUUGGCAGUUGCCUCUUAUAAUCUCGGCUGUCAAUUGGAACAACUCAUCACGGUAGAUCUCAGGGUAGAAGAUCGUAAAGCCAUGGAAGUAGAAAAACAAAUGGCAUUUGAUCAGGCACUUCAACUAGGACGUCAAUGCUUAGAGCCUGGACAUCCACUCCUGCAAGAACUCCAGCGUGGAGUCCAUCCAUCUACACAAACAGCAAUAUCCAAAAAAACAUCCUCAACUACCGCAACAUCCACAGCUACAGGAAUAGAAGGAGGAGGAGGAGGAGGAAAUGCAGUAUUAGCAGCAGCAAGACGGGCAUCAUCGGGUUCCAACUUUUAUCCGAUGCUACAACUUGUUCAGCCAACAACUGCUUUACCAUCACUUCCUCCACUACGUUCCUCUGGAAGGAGACCUUCACAAGUUCUUAAUUUCUCUAUUCCUAUUGGUAUAUAUGAUGUUCCAUCAACUGAAUCUUUGCAAAAUGCCUCAAGAACAGAUACGGUCUCAUCUGCUUUCAUGCAUUCCUUACGUGAUCGACUUGCAAGUCUACGAUCAGAACAAACCAGUCAUCGGGCCCACCCGUCUGUUUUUGUUCCACCCUCCAUGAAGACAGUUCCAUUUCCUGUAAAUAAAAAUGUAAAAGGGAGGAAAAGUAGUGCUUUACUAUGGAGCCCAACGAAGAAAAAGAAUCAAAAACAAACAUCUAUGCAACCUGGACAGGAUAUUCUAAACUGUCAUCGUUUACGUCGGCCAAGCGAUGCAUUACGACUUGGUGGGAUCGCUGUUUUGGAUACACUCUUCAUUCAACAACAUAAAGAGGCAGAGGCGGAGAAAAAACGCAAAGAAGAAGAGAAAAAAAUGAGGAGACGUAAACGCCGAGAACGGUCUUUUCUCCCAGAAAGUUGGAGUAUAGUGGAAGAUGCUCCACUUGCUCCAAAAAAGAAGGAACGCAGUAAAAAGAAGAAGAAAAGGAGCAAUGAUAAAAGGUACCAAUAUAAGAUUCAUGGUGGCUAUGUAGACGGAGAAAGAGAUAUGGAAGAAGAUGAGGAUGAGGAUGAGGAUACUAGAGAGGGAAAAGUUGGCGAUGGAUUUGUCUUUCCUGAUCGUAGCACAAAGAAGAAGAAGAAACAGCGAGGGAAGAAGGCGGAAGGAGAGCAUGGUGAAGAAGGAGAAGGAGAAGGAGAAGAAGGCACGGAUGAGGAUAAGAAACGCCGGAAACGAAAGAAGAAAAUAAAGGCGACUGAGGAAGAGGGCAGUGUUAUUUCCACUUCUUAUUCUUUAGACGGUAGUGCAUUAACGGAUUCAGUAAAGCAUGGAUCCAUCUUGCGAGCAACAUCCACUGAUAGCGAAAUAAACACGAGUACUGACAAGAGUAGUAAUACCAAUGGAAUAGGAAUGAGCUUAGCCAAGAAAGUUGAGGGACUUAUAGCAAAAAUGAAGAAGGGAGAAAAAGAUAAAAAAGACUCUGAGAAAGAUGAUGAAGAAGAAGAAGACGAGGACGAGGAUGAAAGUGAUGAGGAUGAGAGUGAUGAGGAUGAAAGUGAAAGCGAAAGCGAAGAUGAAGACCACAAAUUGAAAAAUAAGGACGAGGAUGAAAGUGAUGAUGACGAAGAUGAUGAACCAGAGACCGUAAAUGAGGCCAAAGAGCGUUGUGAAACGGAACUUCUCACUUACUAUGAAAUUAUGUAUAAACGGCGAAUGAAGGCAGCACUACGAAUUCAAUGCGCCUGGCGGUGUAAUCGUGCACGGAAGGAACUUCAUCGACGACAGCAAAUUUUAUACCGUGAGGUGUAUCGUAUACAGAAGGCAGCAGCCAUGUGUAUUGAAGGAUUCUUCUGCAUUAUAUUAGAAAAGCGACGACUCAUGCAAGCACAAGAACGUUGUGCGGCGCAAGUGGCAGCACGUGAAGUGUAUGAAGAGAAAGUGUUGCGUAGUGUUCUUAUCAUUUCACACUAUGGAAAGAUCUUUUUGCGGCGUCGACGUCGUGAGCGUGAUUUAUGCAAACUUCUUUCUCUGCGUAAUGUGGAGGAAUUACGUGUGCGGGAGGCGGCGGCUACCAUUAUAGCUCGCUGGUGGCGAAUUGUUCCCGCCCAACGGGCCUAUUGGCAGCGCCGUACAAUAGAAGUCCAACAACAACGAGAAGAAGAGGAAUUGGAGCGACGACGGCAGUUCGCGGCUGUACAAUUGCAGCGUCACUUUAGAGGAAUGUUAGGCCGACGUGAGGCGCUGCAAUAUCGACAACGACGUGUAGAGGAACACCGCCAACGUCAACAACAACUACGGGAGUGUACAGAUCUUGUGCGAUUGUGUUUGCAGGAGUACACAAGACGCUGUGAACGUUUGGCGUUGGAGGCACAACAAGAGGAACAACGUCGUAGUGAAGCCGCGGCAAUUAUUCAAAUGAACUGGCGUACAGCACUCCAACGGCAAAUGAUGCGAAAUGUCAUUACACGUUGUCGUCGUAUUGUGCGGGCGGUGUUAACAAUCCAACGUGGAUAUCGUCGCUUCUGUGCGGGUCGUGAAAUUCGUUAUUUACGCCGUAUGCAGCAGGCUGUGCAGCAGGAGCGAAUAGACCGUGAGUGUUAUGAAUAUCGAGCCACCUUAACUCUACAAUGUUUUGCUCGUAUGGUGUUAGCGAAGCGAACGGCCCGUCACCGCCGUGCGGCUAUUGGCCGUGGUUUCUUCUUUGCGGCUAUUGCCAUUCAAAGUGCCUGUCGUGGUGGAACGGCCCGUCAACAACUCGGCGCUGCGCUUCACAUGCGGCGGCGAACGGAGUUGUUGUUGCAAUCCAUCGCCGAGGCCCAACGGAGACGAGUGGCGGAUGUGUUGGCGGCAUUCCUGCAGGCACGGGCGAGUGGAUUUGUGGUGGAAACACGAAGAUGCCGCCGGUUAACAGAGAAAUUAUAUCUGCGGCGCCGUGUACGUUGGGAGUUGCUGCGGGAUAAGAGUGCCACGAUUAUUCAAAAGGCAUUCCGCCGCAUGCGUAAACGUCGAUUAGAGCGAGAGGCCGCGGAACAGCAACAACAACAACGGGCGCUCGUUCUCCGGUGUGUGAUACGCAUUCAGGCGCUUAUGCGAGGUGCGUUAGCCCGUAAGGAGUUUCGUCAUCGUCGCUUUUUAGUCCAGAAACAACAACGCAAACGAGAAGAAAUGGAAGAAGUGAUGCUGCAGUGUUUUUUGGAUGAAUGGCGGGCGGCACUUUUACAAAAUGAAGUCGAUCGUCGUCGUAUUAAAGUGAUGGAAUCGCAGGAACGGGAGUUGUUGGAGUAUUAUAGUAAGAUGGGCGUUGGGGAUGCAUUGGCCGCAGCCACCGCAUUAGCAGAAGCCGCAAAGAAGGCAACCGUUACACGUGUUCUACACAACUCUAUUCAUAAUGAUAGUAAUAAUAAUGAUGAGAAUGAGGAUGAAUGUAAUGUAUCUACAUACAGAGAUGAUCCCUAA